Molecule: messenger RNA, 2292 nt
Organism: Trichoderma asperellum CBS 433.97
Lineage: Eukaryota; Fungi; Ascomycota; Sordariomycetes; Hypocreales; Hypocreaceae
Molecular function (GO): hydrolase activity, hydrolyzing O-glycosyl compounds
Source: RefSeq, a predicted model, not a curated record
UGGCCGGGCACUUGGAUCUUGAUUCUUGUUCCAUCUGCCGUAGCUGCAGCCUUUCUCUCGCUUUCUCGACGCACCUAGCCCUCUUGAUAGUGCAAUCUAGAGAAGCUCUACUUUCUGUCCUGAUCGCAAAGGACCAUUGCUUGAUUGUGUGAGAUUCAUCUAUUGAGAGCGCCGAAGAGAAAGCAAUCGAGCCCAACGUGUCCAGACACCUCCUUUGGAUUUGGAUUUGGAUGUGGAUGUGAGCACGCGACAUCUGUGCUACAGCAGCUACGCUUUGAUCGAUGAACCCCCGCCGACAGCUCAGCACAAGCGUGAAAAAAAGAAAACAGAGAAUAUAAACAAAAAUAACCAGUAGAGGGGAACGUAAUUCUGCCUUCUGCCUCACUCUACGAUCCCUUCGGGCGAUCUGCAUUUGCUGUAUAAACAACGGCUUGAGCGUGCGCUCACCACCUAGAACAACAAAUAUGGCAGUCGGCCGGAUUCUCGCAUCUGCCCUCUCUGGCGGCAACAGCAGCGACAGCGACAGCACCUCACGGGCUGCAAAAUCUGAGCGGCAUGUGCAUUGGAGCCAAUCCGUGGACGAGUACCAGUACGCUUCAAACGCGGAUGAGCAUCUGCCGCUGUAUUCUCUGCCUGAGUCGAUGGGAGGCUCCGACGGUGCUGGCCGGACGUGGGCGAGCAAGCAGAAAAAGCAGAAAUCGCGAUCUCGGAAGCUCUGGCGUCGGUCGCAUCGGUUGCGGCCACGAUGUACGAUGGCAAUGCUGUUCAUGCUGAUCCCCAUUUUCUUCUACCUGUCGAUUCUGUGGAUCAAAGAGCAAGAUUUGGAUGCCAAGUGGAGGCCCGAUCGCGACUCGCUUCUGUUCAGCAGGAAGCCCCUGCCUGCUCCCCUGGAGAGGACAUGGAUAUCGAGCUAUAAGCUGCCACUAAGAACGCAGGGGCGAAACAUUGUCGACGCUGACGACCACCGAUUCAAACUAUCGUCGAUCAACUGGUAUGGCGCCAGCGACGAGCUUUUCGUCCCUGGAGGGCUCGAUGUCCAGCACCGAAGCGCCAUUGCCGAGACGAUUAAGAAGCUGGGCUUCAACAGCGUAAGACUUCCCUAUGCGGAUGAGCUGGUUAUGAAAAACCCCAUCAUCGAGCCGCGUUUGGUGCUUGCCAACCCGGAUCUGGAAGGCCUCCACGCCAUGGAUGUGUUCGAAGCAGUGACAACCGCCCUGACGGAUGCUGGCCUUGCUGUCAUUAUCAACAACCAUAUCACACGCGCCACGUGGUGCUGCGGGGCGGACCCUUGCGAUGCUGGCUGGUCCAACGAUCACCUUGGACCACUGUGCCGGGUCAAGCAGACGGAAGAGGAAUGGAUUCAGCAUUGGGAGUCGGUCAUGGAGCGUUUCGUGCACAACCCGUUGGUCAUUGGGGCAGACCUCCGCAACGAGGUCCGGGGCCUCUGGGGAACAAUGCCAUGGUCCAAAUGGGCGGCUGCGGCAGAGAAAUGCGGCAACCGGCUGCUGAAGAUGAAGCCGGAUUGGCUCAUCGUCGUCGAAGGCACCGAGUCCGCCAACGAUGUUUCGGGCGCUAGAGAACGGCCGGUUCAGCUGCACGUCGAUAACCGCCUCGUAUACUCUGCCCAUGGCUACAAGUGGUCUGGAUGGGGAAGCUGGCAGGGCCGAUUCGCCCAGCGAAGCUACAAGUCGUUUGUCAAGACGAUGCGCCGCAACUGGGCAUAUCUCCUCGAGGGCGACGUUGCACCUGUCUGGUUUGGCGAACUGGGCGCACCCAACGAUCCUUCUGUUGGGGAUGCGCGCUACUGGAAGAACUUGCUAAAGUAUCUCAAGUCCAUCGACGCAGAUUUUGGAUAUUGGGCUUUGAAUCCGCGCAAACCCAAAGAUCAUGCGAGAGAAUCUUAUUCGCUGAUGCACGAUGACUGGAUCACGCCAGUGCUGGAUUAUAGAAUGAAGGACUUGCUGGAGCUGAUGAGGCAAUGAGCUGGGAUGAUUUGAUUUGAGAAAGAGAAGGGGAUGUGCUUCGUUUCUCUUUAUUUGGUUUAUCAUAGACGGAGUUAUUUGGUUACAUACCCAGUUUGACGAGCAUAUGCAUAUCUACAUUGGAGGCGUUUUGGACGGGCGUGGAUGCUAAUCCCACGCAAAGACCACUAAUUCCAUUGCGCGGGAGCCGCAAUUGGGCUUUUUUUUUUAUGGCGAUGAUGCGCAUUUACAUACACUACUUGAUGAUCUUACCUACUAGGGUACCUAUCUAUUAUGAUACAUUGCUAUGCUAGAAAUUGAACAAAGUUGC